Nomascus leucogenys (northern white-cheeked gibbon) is the source of this 761-nucleotide messenger RNA. RefSeq names its product breakpoint cluster region protein-like. Gene Ontology annotation, biological process: signal transduction; positive regulation of GTPase activity. The coding region runs from base 168 to 761 and encodes 197 amino acids. NCBI's taxonomy places the organism in Eukaryota, Metazoa, Chordata, Mammalia, Primates, Hylobatidae. Gene Ontology annotation, molecular function: GTPase activator activity. Gene Ontology annotation, cellular component: membrane. The record is from RefSeq and is a predicted model, not a curated record. The transcript is spliced from 5 exons.
CCUUUGCAUGCCUUGUGGGUAGAAAUAUUUGAUGAGUCCUCUAGGGGCCCUUGGGACCUUGGGCUAUGAGGACCAGGAGCAUUAGAGGACUGUGCCCCUUCUCCCCACUAUAGAUUGAAGUAAAGCCCUUGGUCAAGUUCACCAGUAGGGAGUUCAGCUUGAAGAGGAUGCUGUCCCGAAAACAGACAGGGGUCUUCGGAGUCAAGAUUGCUGUGGUCACCAAGAGAGAGAGGUCCAAGGUGCCUUACAUCGUGUGCCAGUGUGUGGAGGAGAUCGAGCGCCGCGGCACGGAGGAGGUGGGCAUCUAUCGCGUGUCCAGAGUGGCCACGGACAUCCAGGCACUGAAGGCAGCUUUCGACGUCAAUAACAAGGAUGUGUCGGUGAUGACGAGCGAGAUGGACGUGAACGCCAUCACAGGCACGCCGAAGCUGUACUUCCGUGAGCUGCCGGAACCCCUCUUCACUGACGAGUUCUACCCCAACUUUGCGGAGGGCAUCGCUCUUUCAGACCCGGUUGCAAAGGAGAGCUGCAUGCUCAACCUGCUGCUGUCCCUGCCGGAGGCCAACCUGCUCCCCUUCCUUUUCCUUCUGGACCACCUGAAAAGGGCCCCAGGGCUGAUGGUUGCUUUGGGUCUACAGCUACGUCUUACCCGCCUCCUGGCUCAAAGCCUGUGUGGUGGCAAAGCCGGUGCGGGGCUGGGGAACGCGGCGUUCUCCAGGAGGAGGACCCGCUCUCCUUCUGCAAUGCAGGCAAAGGCCUAG